Indicator indicator is the source of this 594-nucleotide messenger RNA. RefSeq names its product zinc finger C2HC-type containing 1B (gene ZC2HC1B). Bases 1 to 594 code for a protein of 197 amino acids. NCBI's taxonomy places the organism in Eukaryota, Metazoa, Chordata, Aves, Piciformes, Indicatoridae. The record is from RefSeq and is a predicted model, not a curated record. The transcript has 7 exons.
AUGAGUCACCUACCAGGAAAGGAGUUAAAUGGAACAACUGCCCAAAGUCAGGAUCUGGUUCCUUGUACGACCUGUGGAAGACAUUUUGCACAAGCUGUUCUGCUGAGGCAUGAUCCAAUAUGCAGGAAAGUCUUUAACAAGAAGCGCAAACCCUUCAACUCUUUGAAACAGAGACUGCAGGGAACAGAAAUCACCACUGUGAAGACAAAGCCUUCACAAAAGAAACAGCCGGGGAAGAAAUCUAACUGGAGGCAGCACCACGAGGAUUUUAUUAAUGCUAUUCGGUCAGCCAGGCAGGCCACAAAAGCUCUGAAGGAGGGCCGCCCUCUUCCGCCUCCUCCCCCACCAAGCAUCAAUGCAGACUAUAUUCAGUGUCCGCACUGCUCACGGAGAUUUAAUGAGGCUGCAGCACAGAGGCAUGUGAAGUUUUGUGAAGAGCAAGCUGCCCGCCGUGCCUUUGCUGCAAAGGCCACCAGACAGGCUUCGAACAAGCAGCCAGUGACUCAGAGAAAACCUCCAAUCAUAACAACUGCUGCAGUAAUGCUUCAGAGGAGAGAACAAUGUGGCAGUACAGAUGAUCCCUGGCCAAGCUAG